CGAGAUCCAUUCUAAACAGCUUCAGAAGCAGACAUCCGAGGUAAGCUUCACUCCCACUUCUCAAAGUGAAACCUUUUCCUACUCUUCUGAAGCCUAAGGUCGCAUUCAUUCUUCUCUCUCUCUCUCUCUCUCUCUCUCUCGCCAUGGCACAAGCUGUUCGAAAACUAUACAACUUGGGCUCCUCCUUCUCUCCAAUAUCUCACCGCAUUUACAACAAACACAAGGCGAAUAGUCAAGGCCUAUAUGCGUUAUCUCCAUGGGGAAAAAGUAUUCGUUGUCAUUUCUCAGUGGGAAAUUGCCAAGCCGGGCCUAGUGCUUCAUCUGAUACGUCUGAGGAUGGUGCUGGACUAAGCCACCAAGAAUUCCAGAGAUGGCAAAAUGGAGGUGGGCAAUUCCACAAGUCAGCUUGCAUUGAUCCGACAGCACUCAUAGAGACUGGUGCUAUAGUUCAUCCAAAAUCCGUUGUAGGUGCAUAUGUUCAUAUCGGAUCGGGAACUGUAAUCGGACCUUCUGUUACAAUUGGCCAAUUGACAAAAAUAGGAUAUAAUGUCGCACUCAGUAAUUGCAGCAUAGGUGAUUCAUGUGUAAUCCACAAUGGAGUUUGCAUUGGUCAAGAUGGAUUUGGUUUUCUUGUGGAUGAAAAGGGGGACAUCGUUAAGAGGCCUCAAUUGCUGGAUGCUAGGGUGGGGAACCAUGUGGAGAUUGGUGCAAAUACAUGUAUUGAUAGGGGGAGUUGGAGAGAUACAGUUAUAGGGGAUCAUUCAAAGAUAGAUAAUUUAGUUCAGGUUGGUCAUAAUGUAGUUGUUGGGAAAAGUUGCAUGCUUUGUGGACAAGUUGGGAUUGCGGGUUCAGUGACGAUAGGAGACUAUGUUACUUUUGGGGGAAGGGUAGCAGUCCGGGAUCACGUUUCCAUUGUUUCAAAGGUCAGGCUUGCGGCUACUAGCUGUGUCACCAAGGAUAUCAAAGAACCUGGGGAUUAUGGCGGCUUCCCUGCUGUUCCAAUUCAUGAGUGGCGAAGACAAGUUGCUUCACAAUCUUGGGCAUCAAAGAAAAAUUAAGAGUUGUGAGAUGAUUUAAUGGUGGGCUUGUUUGGGUUCUGUCUGAGUGCUGACUAGAGGAGUCAAAUGAUGUGCCAACUCUAGGAGAUUGCUUACCUAGAGAAGUACUGCACUUGCCACUGUGGUAGGGCUGUUCAUACGAAAUCCGGCCCGGCCCGGAACCCGCCUAAACCGGAUUCCGGUUAAGGGUUUCGGCCCGGAUCAAAUCCGGGCCGGUACCCGUAUCUUUGAAUCCGGGCUCAUCCGGCCCGGAUGCGGUUUUAUAACACCCGGGUAACGGUUUAAACCCGUUAUCCGGGUUUAAUAAAAAGCUUCGCCUAAGCAUUGUUGCCCUAGCCGCCCCACCCCCCUUCUUCUCUCUCGAAUUCAGUCUCUUCUCUCUCUCUACCCCCGAUUCACUUUCUCUGUUAUCCUCUCUCACUUUCUCUCAUCUACUCUAUCUCUUGCUAUGCUCUCUACUCUGUCUGUCUCUCUCUCUCUCUCGCGCGUGUGCGCCGACAGUGAAGCCCUAAGUUUCUGCGGCCGUCUCUCUUACCGCUGGAAUUUUGUUAAGCCACUCUCUCUCUCAAUGUCGACUUGGGUAUUUUAGAAUAUUUGUUCAUGUAUAUUUUUUCCUAUUUCCAGAUUUGGGUAAAAGUUCGUGUUAAUUUUGUAUUCUUCUCUCUGUUAGUUUUGUUCUCUCUUUGGUGAUUUUGAAUUUGUUUUAAUGAGCAUGUUUUAAUGUUUGAAGAGUAUUUUUAUGGGUUAGAUCCUCGUGCCGUCGUCUUCAUCCAUGGGUAUGUUUUAUUCUCUGUUUUUUUAUUCUCUUUGGUGAUUUUGAGUUUGUUUUGAAGAGAAGCUUUGAAUGUUUGAGGAGUAUUCGGUUGUUAUAGGUGUUAGAGUUUGGGUGGAAGUCGAAUCGUGGGAUUAUAGUAAGAUCCUGUUUCAAUAAUUUUUUUAUAUCAAAGUUGGAUCUGUUCUGAACGAAUGAUCCCACUGAAAUUUGAGCAAUGACAAAUGUAACUUGGAUGAAAGUUUUAGAGUUGAUGUAUAAUGGUUUUUUCCCUUACACUUAUAAAAAAACCACACAUUUAUUUUUUUAGUUGAUGUUUAUACGGCACCAUCAAUGUAAAAACAGAGUUUUUACAUUUUGAGGAGUAUUCGAUUGUAUUAUAUCAGGUUCCUAUUCUUUUACAUAUGACCAUUAGUAUCUGCAAGUGAAUUUCUGAUGUUCUAGAUCUGAAGUAGGGAUUAACUUGGUUCAAAAUGGGUCUGGGAGAAGCUGGCCAUAAUUUGGAUUUUUUAAAAGAAAAAAAAAAGGAAACCUACACUUCAAAACUUUUUUUCCUAGUAUGGUCAGCAAAAUAAUAAAGUUGUAACCUUCAAACUACCACUGCUUUGCAACCCACCCCUUCCUUUAAAAUCCAGUUUUAAGUUUAUGUCAUGUUACAAAUUUUUAUCAAUUUUAGUGUCUUGAUCUCAAUGAGCGAUAGAUUGCAAAGGGAGUUGUAGUUUAGGUGGGGUAAACUGCAUAUGAUUUUACCUAAAAUAAUACAAUCGAAUACCUUCUGCUGGCCUCUUCUUCUAAUCACAACUAAUUACGUACAGGUCUUGCAUGCCAUUUAAUUCCAUAGUUUUUGUUUGCAUGGCUUGAGUUAUAUGGAAACCUUGAGUUGUGCUUUUUAGGUUAAUUAGUUGUUUAUAGCAUUAGCUGAUAUGUAUGUGUUAAUUAUAAUUAGUUGAUAUGUAUGUGGACGUUGGGGAGCUGCGCUUAAGUACACCUUUUUCAUAACCUGGUUUUUGCGUUUUUGGUUUUGAUUUUGGUACAUUUAUGCUGCUAAUUAUUCUGCUGGUUUUGACAUACUUUCUUUGUAAAGCAAAAUUUACAGAACCAAUGCAACCUGUCACCUGUCCUAGAGGGUUCUUCUUUUUACUUACAAAUCUAAUCUUCAUACCAUAUGUUUUCAUCGUUUUGGAAGAAAUUGGUUCUAUUGUCCUUGAAACGUUUAGCCUCACAAAUGGCAGUAACAUGCUCCAAUACAUGACAAGAGUAGAUUCAAUUGUGUAACAAGGCUGUCCAAUUGAUUGGCUUGAUAAUCUAUUCUGUUGGAGUUGUCAUAUUUUUAGUUUUAUCUCUCUCCUUUUUUAUUCACCCAGUUAUGUAAAUGGAGAAUUUAGUGUUCCUUUCCAUGGUUGUGUUUUUCUCUGUUGAAAUACAUUCUUACUCUUCAGUUUGGGUGGCUGCAGAGGAUAUACUAGGAAGUCACUGUGGCGGUUGUCUUCCGUUUGGGUGGCUUCAACGAAUAUACUGAAGUUUUAUUUGGUGUGAUUAAAUCACAUGGAAGACUAUGUUAUUGAUAUGUAACUCAUAUCUUGUAAUUUUAUAUUUUGUAAUGUAAUGUAAUAUGAAGUGGAUUGUAUGUAUUUUAGUUUUUCAUUUUUUAUAGAUUUUAUUAUUCUGGACAA
Carya illinoinensis is the source of this 3503-nucleotide messenger RNA. RefSeq names its product probable UDP-3-O-acylglucosamine N-acyltransferase 2, mitochondrial. NCBI's taxonomy places the organism in Eukaryota, Viridiplantae, Streptophyta, Magnoliopsida, Fagales, Juglandaceae. Gene Ontology annotation, biological process: lipid A biosynthetic process. Bases 144 to 1058 code for a protein of 304 amino acids. The transcript has 10 exons. The record is from RefSeq and is a predicted model, not a curated record.